AAUGCGUCUCUAAGUAGAUCGAAUGGGGCGUGUAAUCCCUUCGGGGGGGUCGUAAGAGCUUAAAAAUGGGUAUUUUAGUAUAGAAAUGUUUCUGCCAUGAGACGUUUGCUUCUCUGUGUUGUCGUCUGUUGGCUCUUUUCCCACACCGAGAACAGAAGGAAUUAUGGUCGGAAUCUGGCCUGCUUGACACACAACUUGUACAAGCACGAGAGUUCCUGCCCCGGGCCGCGGCGCAUCUUCUAUGCCUUCCAUCGCAUCAUCUUCAAUUGCACGAAGGUGUUCACCAAAUGCCCCAAGAUCCACAGGCACAACGAGUACACCACCCUGAAGCGUUGUCAGGAUGACUGCUACUUUCAUAUGAUAAUUCCGACCACACCGAAGCCAGCCAAUAGCUCGGGCAAUGGCACCACCAAUGGCACCACCGAUGGCGCCGCUGGAGGGGACGCAAACGCAGGAACUGCCACUGAGGAUGGGAAGAAGGAUGAAAAGGAUGAGAAGAAGGAUGAAAAGGAUGAGAAGAAGGAUGAGAAAAAGUCCGACUUUGAUGCAGAAGCCCUUAUGCGUGCGAAUCCCUACAAAUUUGUGGGUCGCAGGGGUGAUGGCAAAACUCAAAUGAAAACCCAGUCACGUGUCCAAAGUAACGUAGCUGAAAGGCGUAGAAGAAGGUCUCGACGGUAUCAUUAGAUUUCCAUAUUAAAUGCAAUAAAAUGGAAAUGCAGAUCUAAUUAGAUAGGGCUUUCAUCCUUCCUUUCGUCCUAGAAUAGAAUUUGAGACAGUUCAGUCAUCACUAAUCGAAUUAGGAACACCUGUUUACACCACACCCAGUUCUCUACAGUAGUUCAAUCGAGUAUCUUCAGCGAUGUGGUGCCCUCAGACUGUCGCGUUUCUGCUCCUUUUGUGGGGUCACUCGGCCCCUGUUCUCUCCGAUCGCUGCCUGGAAGCGAACCAGGGAAAGUCACUGGACUGCACGGGGCUACCGCAGCUCACCUACUACUACGAUGCGGUGGGAAAGCAGUGCGUUUCGAAGAGAUCCAAGUGCCUUUCUAGCCCCGUGGCGAAUAUGUUCGACACCAGACAGCUGUGCCUGGCCGAGUGCCAGCAUCACAUGCUCCGGGACUGAGACGCCUUCGCUUCCCCAGAGACACACACAUUCUCUCCACCAGAGACAAACACUCUCUCUUCACUAGGAUUAAAGCAAUGUUUUUUUGGCUUUUAGUGCACAAGA
This is a messenger RNA of Drosophila miranda, 1225 nucleotides long. RefSeq lists its product as uncharacterized. The coding region runs from base 97 to 684 and encodes 195 amino acids. The record is from RefSeq and is a predicted model, not a curated record. The transcript is spliced from 2 exons. Lineage: Eukaryota; Metazoa; Arthropoda; Insecta; Diptera; Drosophilidae.